UCCUCCCCCUACACACACGGGGAGAGUUGCUCCUACAGCUGCCAUUCUGGGUACACUCGGGUCUCCGGCAGCACCACCAGGACCUGCUCUGAUGGCUACUGGACUGGGACUAACCUGGUCUGCAGGAGAGCUUGCCCCUCACCACCAACUACAACCAACACCUACAUGAGUGGCUGUUUCUCUCCCUACACACACGGGGAGAGUUGCUCCUAUUACUGCAGUCAUGGAUACUCUCAAGUCUACGGCAGUACCACUAGGACAUGCCGGUAUGGCAUCUGGACUGGGACCAACCUGGUCUGCAGGAGAGAUUGCCCCGCACCACCAACCCUGUCCUACACCUCCAGAAGCGGCUGCUCCUCUCCCUACACACACGGAGAGACUUGCACCUACAGCUGCCGUUCUGGGUACACUCCGGUCUCUGGCAGCACCACCAAAACCUGCUCUGAUGGCAGCUGGACUGGGACCAACCUGGUCUGCAAGAGAGAUUGCCCCGCACCACCAACCCUGUCCUACACCUCCAGAAUCGGCUGCUCCUCUCCCUACACACACGGAGAGACUUGCACCUACAGCUGCCGUUCUGGGUACGCUCGGGUCUCCGGCAACACCACCAGGACCUGCUUGUAUAGCCACUGGGCUGGGACCAACCUGGUCUGCAGGAGAGUUUGCUCCUCACCACCAACUCCGACCAACACUUCCAUGAGUGGCUGUUUCUCUCCCUACACACAUGGGGAGAGUUGCUCCUUCUACUGCAGUCAUGGAUACACACAAGUCUACGGCAGCACCACCAGGACCUGCUCUAAUGGUCACUGGACUGGGACCAAUCUGGUCUGCAGGAGAGAUUGUCCUGCUUCACCAACCCUGGGUAACACCUACCGAAGCGGGUGUUACUCCCCCUACACACACGGGGAGAGGUGCUUCUACAGCUGUCGCUACGGGUACAUUCGGGUCUCCGGCAGCACCACCUGGACCUGCUUUAAUGGCCACUGGGUUGGGACCAACCUGGUCUGCAGGCGAACAGAGAGGUCAGAAUUUGUAGAACUUCAUCAAGAGGUUCAACAGCUGGCACGUGGCCUACCCGGGACUCUAGCGGAGCUGGGACUGACUAGUGUGGUGCAGCACGUACAGGAGCUGAAAACGAACGAAUACCUUGGGUGCUACCGGGAUGGCUCUCCUCACAGUUUUCCGAGAAAGGUGAUGACGUCAAGCGCCAUGACGACUGAGAGGUGCACAACAGCAUGCCGGAAUGCUGGCUACGCCUACGCUGCCACCGAGGCCUCGCGGAGCCGCUGGCGGCGCUUACAAGACUGCCACUGCGGAAGGGAGGCGGACUUCAACCGGCUGGGUCAGCGGGUGUGCGACAGUGAAUGUAACAGCCGUUGCCGUGGCAACAGGAAUCAGAAGUGCGGUGGGAGGUACAGAAUGUCCGUGUAUAAGAUCGACUCAGUUCCCGGUUGUGAGGGAGGCCCUAGGCAGGUCGGUAUCCACUGGUACGUGACAGGCACCACCACUAACCUGCAGUACCAGGGCAGCCCGCAAAACCGCCCAUUCGCCUUUUGUACUCAAGUUCUGGACAGGGAAACUGCCAUCCCCAUUCAAGGUACACUGGUGAACAUGACAGCAGACAUUCAGGCCUUCCCUAGUCAGUACCCAGCUACUAGUGCAGAGGGCAUGCCCGACCUGGUUCCAGACUACGCAGCUCUGCUAGCCUCCCUCCAGGCCCCAGGGCAGAGGCUAAUGAUAGGCACAGACACCGUGUUGGAGCUGGACCAACACUUCUCCAUCAAGUCCCACUCAUGUAGUCUGGAGUACAACCCUGGUAUAAACGGGCAGUCAGGAAGACCGAUAACGAUGAGGAUCAACUUUGUUCGUGAGAAGCCACAUGAAGUGAUUGUGGAAAUAAUGUUAGGACAUUGAGUACCACCACUUUGAAGUGGCUUGUCAAAAUUUUGCCUGACUUCAUUUGUUUGGUUUGUCUGUCUGUGUGUGCACACCAUGAUAGCGUAAAUCCAGUGAACAAUGAGUCUUUGUGUGUAGUCCUCAGUCAGAGUUCUAAGUUAUUAAAAAACAUUGGUCUACAUUUAUUAGGCAUGACCUGAUGAUACAGUGUUAAUGUUAGCAGGGGAUGGCUGAGUAGAAAGUUUAUUGUUUAUUUUUUAAAGUCUGCUUUUGUCUAGCUGGCUACAUUUGAACCUUUCAUAAAGAUUUCUGUUCAUCUGUAAUAAGUAUAAAUUCUUUAAGCUGAAGCAUGUAAACCAGCUGUAUGUAUGAUAUGUAUGGAGUAAAGGUUAAAAAUGUCAAUUUUCCAGGCAGGUUGUCAGCAGAAUGCCAAGGUUGCUGUAGUAAGAUUGAUUUUCAUCCAUCCUUUAUUCAGCCUUGAGUACAACCCCUUCAGCCUAAACUGGUUUUCAAGUUUUUUGUAGAUAAAGUUUCAUUAAUUAUUUAUAGUAACAGUUAAUACGCUUCAUUCGUUCGUCCCAUAGCCUUUUAAUCAGCCGUACUAUUCACGCUUCACUAUUCCAUAAUCGCAUCCCGUUUGUCAGUCCAUAAUUACUCGUUUGCAUGUCUUAACAUGUUCUUUAAAGUUAGUACUCAGUUUGCCUCUCUUAGGUUUGGUCCUGAACUGUUCCAUUGCAUUGUACUCGAGUAGGAGAUUGCUCUUCUGAACAAUUCUCUAUGGACCAUUGGUACUUACAAUAAGUAUGAUCCACUUUGUCAUAUUGUUCUAGCUGCCCUGUCCCUAUAGUAGGUGAAUGUAUGUGAUGUAUGCUAGAAACUCAAGUACAUGUAGGAACAAGGUGAAACAUAAUUGUUGUGGAAUUGCUUGGGAUAUACCUUGUGCAAUAACUUACAUGCUAUUGGCUUAUCUUGGUGAGGAAGCUUUUCAAUAAAAGAUGUUUGAAUUAA
This is a messenger RNA of Branchiostoma floridae (Florida lancelet), 2904 nucleotides long. RefSeq names its product P-selectin-like. The transcript is spliced from 11 exons. The coding region runs from base 166 to 1914 and encodes 582 amino acids. NCBI's taxonomy places the organism in Eukaryota, Metazoa, Chordata, Leptocardii, Amphioxiformes, Branchiostomatidae. The record is from RefSeq and is a predicted model, not a curated record.